Molecule: messenger RNA, 2499 nt
Organism: Thermothielavioides terrestris NRRL 8126
Lineage: Eukaryota; Fungi; Ascomycota; Sordariomycetes; Sordariales; Chaetomiaceae
Exons: 4
Coding region: 1-2499 (832 amino acids)
Biological process (GO): phosphatidylinositol phosphate biosynthetic process; Golgi organization; endosome organization
Cellular component (GO): lysosomal membrane; trans-Golgi network; endosome
Molecular function (GO): 1-phosphatidylinositol 4-kinase activity
Source: RefSeq, a predicted model, not a curated record
AUGCCCCGACCGGCCACCACCGGGUACGAGCGCCUUGCUCAGGCCGAUCACAGCGACGACUCGGACGACGAGCCGCUGGCUGCCAGCUAUGCCUCGCUGCAGGACCCGACCGCCCCGCGCUAUGCCCCCAUUAACCAGCCCCGCCCAUUCUCGGGCAUGACCACCCCGAAGCGCUCGUCACACUCGGCCGCUGCUUUCCGCGAAUCCUCCCGGCCGGGCGGACGUCACCCACGGCGCGGCCGCAGGAACUCGGGCGUCGACCUCAAGGCCAUCAAUGCCCGCCUCGAGCGCUGGGCCGACGAGAUCGCUUCCAAGUUCAAGCGCGGCCGCAACAAGAAGAAGGGCGAGGAGGAGCGUCUCGAGAUCCACCACUCCGUCUUCCAGCCGCCAGAGGGCGUCCGCCCCGUGACGGCCGAGAUGCUAGCCGUGCCCGAGCCCGGCUACAUGACCAAGGACGAGUUUGAGGCCAUUGUCGACAGCGUCAGGGCCGCCAUACGCCAGGGCGUGCAUCCGCGCAUGAUCUCGCAGGGGAGCUCUGGCAGCUACUUCGCGAGGAAUCCUGAAGGCAAGGUGGUCGGCGUGUUUAAGCCCAAGGACGAGGAGCCCUACGCGGCGGGGAAUCCUAAGUGGAACAAGUGGAUUCAUCGGAACUUGUUCCCUUGCUUUUUCGGCAGAGCUUGCCUCAUCCCCAACCUCUCCUACGUGAGCGAAGCCGCAGCCUAUGUCCUCGAUUCCCAACUGCGCACGCAUCUGGUGCCCUACACAGACGUCGUCUACCUGUCGUCCAAAUCAUUCCACUACCCCUUUUGGGAUCGCUACAACUUCUCGAGGAAACGCAAGGCGCUGCCUGCAAAACCGGGCAGCUUCCAGGUCUUUCUCAAGGGCUAUAAGGACGCAAACGUCUUCCUUCGGGAGCACCCGUGGCCAGACCAGUAUUUCUCGGGCUUUCGGACGACAGACACCCAUAGGAAGCGGACACGGCGCUGGGCAGACAACUGCCGUCCCUCAAGUGCCCCGCAUGACGAUGGGGACAGCGAUGACGGCAACGAGAGCUUGCACUCUCAGACGCCGGGGCCCGGCAAUUUUGUGUGGACGCCCACGCUGAAGCAGUCCUUCAGAGAGGAGCUCGAGAAGCUCGUCAUUCUGGACUACAUUAUGCGGAACACGGAUAGAGGGCUGGACAACUGGAUGAUCAAGGUCGAUUGGGAAACCGAGCAGGCCUCGGUAGCAUCGGAGCCUAUCCGCCUCAACAUGGACACGUCAGAUCCCGAACCAGGGCCGCGACCGGUAGACAUGUCGCAGAGGGGCCCGCCUCGGACUCGGGCGUCGCAUCCCUACAGGACGGAACGACCCAUGGACGCAUCGACGCCCGUGUCGACCACGCCGGACCCCAAGAUCACAAUAGGCGCGAUUGACAAUUCCUUGUCGUGGCCCUGGAAACACCCGGAUGCUUGGAGAAGCUUCCCGUUUGGCUGGCUCUUCCUCCCCGUCGAUCUUAUCGGCAGGCCAUUCUCACAGAAAACCCGCGAUCAUUUCCUUCCCUUGCUCACAUCCAAGCACUGGUGGAGCCAGACCCAGCUCGCCCUGCGCAGGGUCUUCCAGAUGGACCAAGACUUCCAAGAGCGCAUGUUCGCCCGCCAAAUAGCCGUCAUGAAAGGCCAAGCGUGGAACGUGGUCGAGACGCUCAAAACCGCCGACCACGGCCCGCUCGAGCUGACGCGGCGCCCCAAGGUCUGCGUCUGGGACGACCUGGUCGACGUCCCCGUCGCCGUCCCCAUGAGGGCCGCAAGCGCCGAGAUGCACCGCCGCGCCGCCGCCGAAUCCGACGCUGCUGCUGCGGCCGCCGCGGCAGCCGUUGCCCAUAAUGCCAAGCCAAGCAGCGACAUGAUUGCCGAGGAAGAAAUGGACAUCGGCGCCGCCAACACCUCCUCCGAGGCGCACGCGGCCAGCGCCCCGCCAACAGCCGGCACCGGCCCCGUCGUCGACCUGCUCGGCAUGCCCAGCCCGCCCGCCGACCUCCCCCACCCGGGCCGCUUCGAGCUCGCCCUCGCAGACAACGAGCCGUCCUCCCCUAGCCCGCCCCUCAGCAACGGCGGCAACAACGGCACCAAACCCGACGCAUCCGCACGCCCCGUCCGGCCCCACCUCUCCCGCGCCGCCCACAGCCACCGCUCCCUGAACGUCUACUCCCCCGACCGCACGCCGGGCGGAUCCGACCAGCCGCAGCGCGAGACGCGCUUCUCCUUCGCCAGCACGCCCGCCGCCCGCCGCGAGAGCCACUCGCUCGCCGCGCAGCUGUACGCCAACGCCAACGGCGGCGGCCGCCGCGGCAGCGGCGGGCGCGCGAGCUAUGAGUACCACCGCGAUGAGGAUGAGGAGCUCGAGGGAGGGGAUCUCGGCUAUGCCGCGGCUACCGGCAUGGAGGGGAACCGGCGGAAGGUGAUUGUUGAGCGGUUGGAGAUGGUCAAGGGGCGGAAUCCGGUGUUUACUUGGUGUUGA